This is a messenger RNA of Helicoverpa armigera (cotton bollworm), 599 nucleotides long. RefSeq lists its product as uncharacterized. The record is from RefSeq and is a predicted model, not a curated record. The transcript has 2 exons. Lineage: Eukaryota; Metazoa; Arthropoda; Insecta; Lepidoptera; Noctuidae. The coding region runs from base 124 to 573 and encodes 149 amino acids.
GCAUUUUGCAACCGAUUAACAGUUUACUGCAUAUUUUAUUGCUUUGUUAAUUUAGUUAAUUUGCAGGUAACAAUUAAUAACUGUUGUGGGUAUUGUCCAUUAAGUAUGUAAGUUUGAGGCAAGAUGUUUCGUAUAUUCAUUCUUCUAUAUGGUCUUUCACUGACCCAAGCGUACAAAGUCAAGGUUUCAGGAAAAUUUUCAUUAGGAAACGAUCUUGCUAGGGCCUUCAAUGAAUUGUGCACCCAAUUGGUCGACAAGGGUAUUGUACCCCAAGAGGUGGUAGAUAACAUUAUGAACAAAGAAAAGGACCAGGAAGAUUCUGAGGACAAAGAGAAUCAGGAGCAAAAGGCACCACCACUUUGGGAUAGACACGAAGAUGGGGCACAAAAUUACGAUGAUAAAACAAAAAAGGUCAAGAGAAAAGAUAAGGCGACACAGGACGAUAAUGCGCCCGUGUUGGACAAAAUGUUGCACAACAAUGCUGAUAAGAUGCAUUUGUACGGCUACCAUAAGCAACCGAGCAAUAAGCCUGAAGAUUUUACUGGGAAACCUUUGAAUAAUGUACAUGUGUAAUUUUUUGGUGAAAUAAAUUGUUUCUG